Messenger RNA from Phoenix dactylifera (date palm), 1206 nucleotides. RefSeq lists its product as uncharacterized. Gene Ontology annotation, biological process: dolichol-linked oligosaccharide biosynthetic process. Gene Ontology annotation, cellular component: UDP-N-acetylglucosamine transferase complex. Gene Ontology annotation, molecular function: hexosyltransferase activity. Lineage: Eukaryota; Viridiplantae; Streptophyta; Magnoliopsida; Arecales; Arecaceae. The record is from RefSeq and is a predicted model, not a curated record.
GGUUCGGAACGGAAGAAUGAUCGGGAAAAGAUGAAAAAAAGAAAAGCUAAAUACAAAAAAAAGGAAACCUAGGUGUCCUGCAGCGCAGGGAUGGCGUAGGGAUUGGUCGUCGGCUCGAGAGGACGAAUGGGAAUCGUGGAAGCGAUGAGCUGGGGGCUAGCGUAGUUCUCGUCGGCGUCGGCGGCCACUGGAACUUUGGAAGAGAGAGGAUUAAAGCGGACAACGGGAUUAGCUUUUAUAUUUAUUUUUUUCUUGAAAUUAAAGGGAGGAAAGGGAUUCGGUUCUCUUCGGCUUUGGAUCUGAAUCUCUGCAUCUCAGAUUUUGUAGAGAGAAAAAGCUUCCAUCAGAACAUUGGGUAUAACCUGGGAAAAAAUGGGUGUGAUGGGUAAUGGCAUAGAAUCAAGGAAAACGGUGUUUGUGACAGUGGGAACCACAUGCUUUGAUGCUCUCGUCAAGGCAGUAGACUCUCAGCAGGUCAAAGAUGAGUUAUUGAGAAAGGGAUACACCGAUCUCCUCAUUCAAGUGGGCCGUGGGACAUAUGUACCCUCCAAGUUUUCUGGAGAAGAUGGAUCUCUAGCCGUGGAUUAUUUCACUUUCUCACCGAGCAUUGCCGACUACCUUAGAUCAGCAUCUCUUAUCAUUAGCCACGCAGGGUCCGGGAGCAUAUUUGAGACACUGCGAUUGGGUAAGCCUCUAAUUGUGGUCGUCAAUGAGGAUUUGAUGGACAACCACCAAAGUGAGCUUGCAGAGGAACUGGCAGACAGGAAGCACCUAUUCUGUGCCCGCCCGCAGACACUCCAUCAGACCAUCAAAGUCAUGGAUCUGGAGUCCCUUAUUCCUUACCCACCAGGUGAUGCUGCGCCAGUUGCUAAUCUAUUCAACAAUUUUCUUGGAUUCCCAGCUGAUUGAGCUGUCUAUCAAAUUGAUCCUUGAAGAAUGUUCAUGGGAUCGUUGGUCUUGUGGGCAGCCAAAUUUUGAACCCUGUUCAUACUACGAAAACCCUGUUGGAAAUGGCUCCAGUAUGAUCAUAUUAGCAUUCUCUCUGCUUGAAUACUCUUUUCAGAUUCUGAAGAUUAAUAAUGUAAUCACCAUUUGUGAUUCAAAAUAUACUACUGUUUUGUAAAUCCCUUAUUUGUGGUGGGAGAAGAUUGUAUGCCGUUCAUUGUUUUUAUGCAAUUAAAUUCAAUCCAUCCAUUUCUUAUCAAA